This is a messenger RNA of Malus domestica (apple), 1476 nucleotides long. RefSeq lists its product as uncharacterized. The record is from RefSeq and is a predicted model, not a curated record. NCBI's taxonomy places the organism in Eukaryota, Viridiplantae, Streptophyta, Magnoliopsida, Rosales, Rosaceae. Gene Ontology annotation, cellular component: nucleus.
AGAGAAAGAGAUAAGCUCUGAACAGCACUCAGCAGAGAGAGAAAGAGAGAAAGAGAGAAGGAGAGAGAGUCAGAAUGGUGACAGAACAAGAGAUAUCGCAAGCGUUACAAGCCCUAAUCCACGACUCCACUUCCAACCCUAACACCACCACCCCGACCUUCACCACCCUGAACGACGUCGUCCAGCAGCUCCAGUCCCGCCUCGGCGUCGACCUCUCCCACAAGACCGACUUCAUUCGGGCUCAGAUCCACUACCUCUUCCGAUCCCACCCACCCACUCCCCAACCUCAACCCCAACCCCAACCCCAACCCCAACCUCAACAAAUUCCUCACCCUCAGCACCCUAAAGACCAUUUUUCCCUUCACCAACCCCCUAAUUACCAUCACCCUGCCCCCUCCGCUUUCCAGACCUUCUCCUCCCAGCCCCCGCCUCCACUCCUGAAGCCCGAGCCCGCCUCCGCCGCUCCUCCGCCCGUUUCCGGCUCUAACACGCCCAAGGAGAGCCCUAAGCCUAAAUCUAAGAGAAAAGGUGGCCCCGGAGGUUUAAAUAAACUUUGUGGUGUUUCGCCUGAGCUUCAGGCCAUUGUUGGCCACCCAACUCUCCCAAGGACUGAGAUUGUUAAACAACUGUGGGCUUACAUAAGGAAGAACAAUCUCCAAGAUCCCGGUAACAAGAGGAGAAUUAUUUGCAAUGAUGAGCUGCGAGUGGUUUUUGAGACAGACUGUACUGACAUGUUUAAGAUGAACAAGUUGCUUGCUAAACAUAUUAUUCCACUCGAACCAUCAAAACCAGCAGUUCCCAAGAAGCCCAAGGUGCCUAAGAAUGCUGUGGAGUCUGCAACGAAAAGUACAGAACCGAGUCCUUCCCUGAUAAUAUCUGAAGCACUUGCAAAUUUUUUUGGUGUUGGAGUAAGGGAGAUGAUCCAAUCAGAGGUUUUAAUGCGUAUCUGGGAGUACAUAAAUGUCCACCAUCUGGAGGAUCCUCAAAAUCAAAUGGCUAUACAUUGUGAUGCAAAGCUUCAAGAGAUCUUUGGUUGCGAAACCAUCAAUGCAUUGGAAAUACCAGAUAUUUUGGAACGUCAUCACAUAUUCAGGAGAUGAUAAUAGGUAUUAAAUCUCGGUCCAUAAGUUUUGAUGGAAUGUUGGUCAUUGCUUGCAGUUGGAGGUCACAGGCGCGAUAAAAUUUGCGCCAAACCUUGUUAGAAAGUGAUGCAUCUCCUUGUACUUUGAACGGUUAUGUAGCAUAUGUUUAUUUUUAGGUCAUGUUUGUAAGUAGAGUAAUGGCACGGCAGGUCUUAUUUAGCCGAUGGCGCCAUGGUUCGUCUGACUUGGCCAGGUAGGUUUAGAGUGAGCAGCUUCUGGAGUUUCUAACACCUGUAAAAUAGCAGACACUAGAAAAAAACAGAACCAAAUGUACUCACAUGUUAUUUAACUCAUUUCAGUUUACUAAUGUAACUGUUUUGCCUAUGUUUAACAA